Aureobasidium melanogenum CBS 110374 is the source of this 834-nucleotide messenger RNA. RefSeq lists its product as uncharacterized. The record is from RefSeq and is a predicted model, not a curated record. NCBI's taxonomy places the organism in Eukaryota, Fungi, Ascomycota, Dothideomycetes, Dothideales, Saccotheciaceae. The transcript has a single exon. The coding region runs from base 1 to 834 and encodes 277 amino acids.
AUGUUCCGCAGCUACAUCAAACAAGACAGAAAGUUUCCAAAGAGCUCUCGAUCUAACGUGACAUCGUCCACUUACAUUACUGGUACACCUACAUGUGCGACCUGCUCGACUCCCGUCACUGAAUUGGUGCCGCCAUCUUCCACCCCGAUACCUGUCCCGAGCGGCGCGUGCAGGCUGUCCAGCAGUUGCGGAUUGGGAGCGUUGACCGUUCAAGAAAUCAACAACACAUUGCUCGUGGCUGGAGCUUAUGGAAGUAAAACUGGUGAUGAAGGUCCUGCGCCUGAUUACUAUCUUACUGAAAACCUUACUCCUCUCAACGUCGGCACGACCACGAACAUGAGCAUUCCAUCGCUUGUAGGCGACAACAGUGACGUUGAAAUGCUUGACGAUGGUUCGGGUGGCAUCAUCUAUUACUACCCUGACGCUGUGGGUACAUACGCAGGGUUUGACUUCAAUCCUAACAACUUCACAAUCGUUUGGACUGGCUAUUUUGCGCCACAGGUGUCUGGCAGCUAUCAAUUCUGUAUGAAUUAUGCGGACAAUCGGCAAGCCUUCUACAUCGGAUCUGACAACGCAUUCCCAUGCGGAGACUCUGCUAACGCAGCUACACCUACCAACGCUACGGCAUUCCAGGAUUAUUGGUUCGACAACCCGACUUUGUUCUUAUCUGUCUGCCAGAACAUGACCUUGACUGCGGGUUUCUACUACCCAAUCCGGGCUGUCUACGGUAACAACGGCCUUCCAGCUUCAUCUAACUUCACAGUCAGUGGACCAGGUCUCGGCACGAAUGUCACGGACUUGAGUGGUCUCAUUGCGCCGGCGACUUGCAGCUAG